AUGAUAAAUGUCAAAGGAUGUUGGUUUUGUGUUGCAUCUUCUCUAGGCUAUAUCCGUAUAUACGAUCUCAGUGAAAGUUCAAUGAAAUUAAUUUUUCGUUCUUCUAAUUUGCGAAAUUCAAUUCCGACAUUUUUUAAAUGGCAACAAAUACGCAUAAAUUCUGCGGGGAAUCGUGUCUGUUUCACAUUGCGGAAGGAUGAUGACGAACAAAUAUCUUCUGAACGUAUUUAUGUUUGGGAAGCAGAGAAUGACUCUGUCGGAUAUUUUUCUUUUAAUUCUGGAAUUACUGACCAACAACAAUAUGAGCAAGACUCUGUUGCUGUAAUGCCGAGCACUGCUAGGCCGAAAACUGCGGCGAUUAGGAAAAUUGAAUUAGAACAAUCACGCUUUCGUUUACCACUUCACGCGCCAGGCAACUUUUUUUGGGAUCAAAAUGAUCCUCGCCUUUUGAUAUGUGAGGCAAUUAGCAUUGGCAAUAAUAACGAUGGAUUUAUGCCAAAUCCCUCCUAUUUAUUAACAAUGUUUGUGACAGCAGAACAUGGCAUUCAAAUGCAUGAUUUGCAGCAAAAAUCGGCAAAAACAGAUGCUUUAAUUUUUGUGUCUGUUCCGUACAUUUAUUUCUUAAAAAAUAUAGAGGCGGAUGAUGAAGACGAACCUGGAGGUAUAGAAUUAAGCAUUUCUCGUCUUGUAAUUCGCAGAACCCUUCGGGAAUUUAUUGGAAUUGAUGUUGGGGAUAGAGAAGCAAUACAAGCAAUGCUUGAUUUUAGUUUCUAUUUGUGUAUUGGGCAGAUGGAUAAUGCUUUUAAGGCUAUUAAAUUCAUCAAAAAGUGGGCCAGAAUGUGCGUAAAAACAAGACGUAUAGAUGUUGCUAAAGUUUGUCUUGGUCAUAUGGCAAAUGCUAGAGCAGCCCGAGCAAUAAGGCGAACUAUAGAGUUAAAAGAGUUGCCCGAAUUGCAAAUUGCCAGAUUGGCUGUAGAACUUGGAAUGAAUGAAGAAGCUGUCCGACUUUUAGAAAAGGCAAAUCGUUUUGACCUAGUCAAUCAAGUUUACCAAGCACAGGGCAAAUGGACAGAAGCAUUUGCUGUAGUAGAGGAACAUGAUAGAAUUAAUUUGCGUCACACUCAUUACAAUUAUGCUAAACAAUUGGAAAGUGUUGGUGCUUUUGAAAAGGCUAUUGAAAAUUACGAAAAAGCAAACACCCAUUAUUCUGAUGUUCCUCGAAUGCUUUGUGAUGAGCCAAAAGUUUUAGAAUUUUAUACUAAAAAGAAGGCAGAACCAGAAUUAUAUAAAUGGUGGGCACAAUUUGUAGAAAGUACUGGAGAUAUGGAAACAGCAAAAAGCUUUUAUCAGAAUGCGAAAGAUUUUCUUUCUGUUGUUCGCAUUCUUUGUCAUAAUGGACAGUUUGAGGAAGCAACUCUAUUAACCAAUCAGUCAGGUGACAGAGCAGCAGCAUUUCAUUUAGCAAUGCAAUUCGAAACUCAGUCCGAGUCUGCCAAAGCUGUUCAAUUUUUUACACAAGCAGGGGCAUUUUCAAGUGCUAUUCGUUUAGCAAAAGAAAAUGGAAUGGUGGACAAAAUAGCUAAUUUAGCUUUAAUGGCUGGGGGUUCUGAAUUGGCUGAGGCAGCUGAAUAUUACAAGAAUUUAAAUGGGCAUGCUGAUAAGACUGUUAUGCUAUAUCAUAAAGUGAGGAAACUUUAA
Molecule: messenger RNA, 1698 nt
Organism: Meloidogyne enterolobii
Lineage: Eukaryota; Metazoa; Nematoda; Chromadorea; Rhabditida; Meloidogynidae
Source: the annotation of a GenBank genome assembly